Messenger RNA from Entelurus aequoreus (snake pipefish), 2232 nucleotides. It is a transcript of the gene heyl, whose product is annotated as hes related family bHLH transcription factor with YRPW motif like. Lineage: Eukaryota; Metazoa; Chordata; Actinopteri; Syngnathiformes; Syngnathidae. The transcript is spliced from 4 exons. Gene Ontology annotation, cellular component: nucleus. Gene Ontology annotation, molecular function: RNA polymerase II cis-regulatory region sequence-specific DNA binding; DNA-binding transcription factor activity, RNA polymerase II-specific; protein dimerization activity. The record is from RefSeq and is a predicted model, not a curated record. Gene Ontology annotation, biological process: circulatory system development; regulation of neurogenesis; anterior/posterior pattern specification. Bases 653 to 1696 code for a protein of 347 amino acids.
AAUUAAAACAUUUAUUUAAUAAACAUAUAUAUACACACACAUUUUUUGUAGUAUAUUUGCAUUAUAUUGCAAAUAUUGCUAUACUGCUGACAAUACGAUGAGAAUUCCAAUGAGUCUGGACUAUGAGACGGUGCAUAAAUGGCCAGUAAAUAAACCUUCAAUUUACCUAAAAACAUGAUGAGUAGGAGAAAAGUCAGGCCUCGUUAGCAUGACUAAAUUAAAAUAUGUUGCAUUUCACAGUAAUUGGCACAUACUGUGGGAAGAACACUCGUCGCACACAAAACUAUCCCAACAUUAUUUGUCAGCGUGUGAUUGCAUUCGCAGGAAUCCCGGCGACACCGCAGGGCCCUCGGCGGGGCCGUACGUGACAUGAAAGACGGGCCCCUGGGGUCAGUCGGCUCGCCGCGUGACAUGCCAAUAGAAGACAGCCCCCCCCCCCCCCCCCCCACCACACUCCUCCCCACUUUCAAGUGGGAGCCAUCAAAUGGCGACCUAAACAAAACCACACGGCUCAAUUGGCAGCGGUAACGUCUAAUAAAAUGGCAGCGGGGACAAAGCUGGCGCUGGGGAGGCUGUCAUGACACUCCCGUGACGAGGGGAGAGCGUGCAAACACGUAGGGAAGCUGGGACUGCGGCCCGUGUCGGCCAGCACAUGCUCUAUAAUCAUCUACAUAAACACUCGGGAGCCAAGCGGCGCUGGUCUUCCCUCGCCUGGGGCCGGCAGCAUGUAAUCCAAUUGAAGGAGCUCCGAAGUGCCAUCUUGUCUCUGCGUCAUAUUCAAGACAGGCUAAACAUAACAACAUGUCCGCUCACCAUUUAUUCUGCUGAAUCAUGCAGCCCAGUCACCGGGUCCACGUCCCCUGGCAGCGCUUCACAGAUCCUGGCCAGAAAGAAGAGAAGAGGGAUCAUAGAAAAGAGGCGCAGGGACCGGAUCAACCACAGCCUGUCUGAGCUCAGGAGGCUGGUGCCAAGUGCCUUCGAAAAGCAGGGCUCCUCCAAGUUGGAGAAAGCUGAGAUUCUACAAAUGACGGUGGACCACCUCAAACUUCUGCACGCCAUGGGAGGGAAAGGGUACUUUGACGCCAGGGCGCUGGCAGUGGACUACAGGACUCUGGGCUUCAGGGAGUGUGUCGGAGAGGUAGUGCGGUACCUCAGCUCCCUGGAAGGAGACUCCCCAGACCCGAUAGGAGCCCGCCUGGUCACCCACCUCUCCCACUGCGCGAGCGAGCUGGACCCCCUUCUCCUUCAGUCGCCCCCGACCUCCGCCUUGCCCUUCCCUCCUUGGCCCUGGGUGUCCUUCCCCCAGAUGAGCGGCACGCUGCCGCCCGCCUCCUCCUCCGGCGGGCGGAGGGACCUGGCCCUGAUGGGGAGCUACCCUCCACCCGCCUCCCUCCGUCUGGCGCCGCUGGUCGGCUGCCAGCAGGGGGUGCCGCCUCUCCUCGCGCCCGGCGUCCUGGCGAGCGUUCACAGGCUGCCGUCCAUCGCCCCGUCCGCAGGCCCACCCAGGCCGACCCAGGCAUCCCCUCACAGCAGGACCUCGCCUCUCCCUCCCGCCCAUUCCACUUCCUCCCCGCCCACCGCGCCGCCCCUCAUCUCUUUCAGACCGUUCGCACCUCUGGGGUCUCCCACGGUCCAACGCAGGGGGCUGAGUGGCAAGUCGGGCCAAGGAUGGCCGACUGAAAUAGGAGCUUUUUAAGGACUUUUUUUUAAUGAAUCCCAAAUGAACUAUGCAGGAGCAAACAUUUGAGGACUUUGGUGUCUUUUUAGGACUCGACAAGCCAUAUCAGACUGAACCUUUCAGAUAAUCCCCAUGACGAUUAACAAAUAAAAGAAUGUUCAACAGAGCCAUAUGUUUAACUGUGAUGUUCCCAAAAUAAUUUUUCCAUCCGAUUUUUGUGUAUGGCAAAGAAUGUUUUGGAUAAAAAGAAAAAUCCAUAAAGACAAAGUGCCUUCAACAUUUGGUUGUGUUUUUUUUUUGGCAAUCUUCACUUGCUGUGAUAGCGACUGUCAAAAUUAACUCUGUGAGAUCGCAAGCAUUAGCUUAUAGCUAGAGAUGGACUUUGUUUUUCCAACCGUGAGUGUGAAGGACAGUGCGGAGGAGUAGAAGUGGUUGUUAUUCAUUGAAUUAAAGAAAAAAAUCAUCAACAACAUGACCGAGCGUGUCGCUGGCUUAACUUGGUGGAGCAGUUGGAGCGUAGCACUGAUAGUGCUCGCGUCAUACUGAAGCAGAAU